Molecule: messenger RNA, 938 nt
Organism: Rosa chinensis
Lineage: Eukaryota; Viridiplantae; Streptophyta; Magnoliopsida; Rosales; Rosaceae
Exons: 7
Coding region: 20-871 (283 amino acids)
Biological process (GO): proteolysis
Molecular function (GO): cysteine-type peptidase activity
Source: RefSeq, a predicted model, not a curated record
UUUCCCCAUCGAGGGUGAGAUGGAAUUCGUUAGGGAAGCUCUUGGGAGUCACGUAGCUUGGCCUGACGAUCUUGUUGUGCGGACAAUGUUUAAGAAAAAGAAGAAGAAUCCGCAAUUCUUCAAGUCAUUGUUUGAUCAAGUUGAGAUUAAUCCGUGGGUGCCAAAGCGCUGCAAGUUGUUGUAUAAACAUGCAACAACUAUCAUGAAAGAAACGGGGAGCUCAAUAAGCAUGGUGUUUUCUAAAGAAGUGUUUGGCGAACCCACACAACUCUUUAUCUUGUCUGAGAAUGUGAUUAAUCUGUUGGAGAUGCAGUGGAUUGGCCAAGGAGUUAUAGCAGCAUAUGAAGGGUACUUGCAUGAACUUAUUACUGAAAGGGACCUUUUGGACAACUUUGCUUUUGUUGAUCCGGCAGCUACAUAUAAUUGUCAAAGACCGGACUUUGUGCGGUACUUAGUUGAUCGGUUAAAAGAGGGAAAAUCUGAUCGUAUUUUCUUUAUGCCUUACAAUCCGGGGCAGCAUUGGAUAUUAACUAUCCUAUGGGAAGGUGAAAUCUACAUGUUGGAUCCGUUGCCAAAACCAGUCCAUUACAAAGAAUGGGAGACCUCGGUGAUAAAUGCGGUGAAAACCUUCAAUGCUGAAACUGGAAGGGUCAACAAACUGCCUAAAGUAAAACCGCUUCCGGGCGUACCUAAACAACCGGGUGGGGUUGAGUGUGGCUAUUAUGUUAUGCGAUACAUGAAGGAAAUUAUAGAGGAUGAGACACUUUCAUUUCCAACCAAGUGGGCGGUAAAGACGCGCAAAUCAUAUAGCCAAGCUCAAAUUGACGAGGUGCACAUUGAAGUGGCUGAUUAUAUACAGAGUUGGGUGUAGGACUUGUGGCUACGAAGAAAUUUUUGAGUAAGGCUGGCUAGUUUUUGCUUUGAAGGAAAGUUUUGUG